GCUUUCUAGCACCACCACCAACUCGACAACUGCCAUGGCGUCCAACAACAUUUACCACGGUCAAGCGGCGUUCGCGCCGGGUCUUGACGUCAAGCCACACACGUACGAGGCGCGGCCGUUCGACGAAGAGAACGGCAUCGAGAUCAAGGUGUCGCACUGCGGCAUCUGUGCCUCGGACCUGCACACGAUCUCGGGCGGGUGGGGACCGAUCCAGUACCCGCUGGUCGUCGGCCACGAAAUCGUUGGCCACGUCGUGCGCACCGGGUCCAAGGUCGACUCAAUCAAGUACGCGAUCGGGACGCGCGUCGGUGUCGGCGCGCAGUGCGGGAGCUGCCUCGACUGCCACCAGUGCAACAUGCACGAAGAGCAGGUUGACAUUACCGACGGUAUCACGAAGGAAGGCGUCUUGACCCAGUGCAACGGCUGCCUCCGCUUCCAGCAAGGCGCUAAAGACAGCAAUGGCGCGUUCGUCGAGUGCCACCUCGAGUCCUUGGAGCUCAUGUCGAUCUGCCUCAAGAAGCUUCACGGUCUUGGCCGUGACAUCAAGCUCAUGGACGCGAGUUUUAUGUGGACCGAGCCCCACAGCAAGCGCGUCAAGCUCAAGCUCACAAUCCGCAAAGAGGUAUGUGUCUCCCAACGCUCUCGCUCCUGUUCGAAAUGCGACUAG
Molecule: messenger RNA, 667 nt
Organism: Saprolegnia diclina VS20
Lineage: Eukaryota; Oomycota; Saprolegniomycetes; Saprolegniales; Saprolegniaceae
Exons: 2
Coding region: 35-667 (210 amino acids)
Biological process (GO): alcohol metabolic process
Molecular function (GO): alcohol dehydrogenase (NADP+) activity; zinc ion binding
Source: RefSeq, a predicted model, not a curated record